Messenger RNA from Phyllopteryx taeniolatus (common seadragon), 3385 nucleotides. RefSeq lists its product as uncharacterized. NCBI's taxonomy places the organism in Eukaryota, Metazoa, Chordata, Actinopteri, Syngnathiformes, Syngnathidae. The coding region runs from base 455 to 1384 and encodes 309 amino acids. The record is from RefSeq and is a predicted model, not a curated record. The transcript is spliced from 13 exons.
CACGGUCUACCCACUAAGUGUAAGACAAGGGCACCCCCUUGUGGUUACUCAUAACUAACUAACUAACUAUACAUGUCAUUUUUAGGACCCCUGAAUAGGUCUAACAUUCGUCCUAUCCUGGCCAAAUUUUACAUUAAAGUGAUUUUUAAAAUAUGUUUUCUGUCCUGAAAGUGGCCCCCAUUUUUAUUUAAUUCUUUAUUUAUUACAACAUCUGGCGUAAACAGUCUUUUGCGCCAUUCUAAAAGAGGCCAAUUACGUUUAACAAUUAGAAAUUCCGAACUUUGGUGUUGUUUCCCACAGGUGAUUUGUUUAUAUUGAACUUCAAACCACUUGGCAAAGUUUUGAGUCAGAGGAACAGGAAAUGACAUUCACGGGAAACAUGACGCAACAACUGUAAAUCUCAACCAACCGAGCCCUCUUGAAAACGUCUGAUGGUUUGCCGUUCAUUUGCGAGAUGAAUAGGAUAGCAACUCUUGCAGCGCUUUUAGCUUUCUCCGUCUGCGUCAGCGGAGACUCUGAUUGCGAGAAGUGGAAUUUCUCUCCAACUUUUCAAACUGAAGACGGUUUCCAGUUGGCAAUGCCUUUUGCUCGAGGUUUCAUUCACGUUUCUCAAAAUGAGCGUAAUAUUGCUACGGUCAACUUCACCGCAACUCCGUGGAAAUUUACAUUGAGUGAAGAAGUCCUACAAAUGGAUAACGUGUCAAUAGUCCUAAAACACUUUAAGGACACCGAAAUAAGGGCCCGAUAUCGUGAUGGGGUAAUUGUUGAACUCUGUGUGCUCUACAAAACUAGUGGUGAGAGUGUCACAAAGAACAUCACCAGAGAUCCUGACAAAAACAGGAGAUAUGAGCUCGCUGCACAAAUAGAUUGCGAGAAGUGGAAUUUCUCUCCAACUUUUCAAACUGAAGAUGGUUUCCAGUUGGCAAUGCCUUUUGCUCGAGGUUUCAUUCACGUUUCUCAAAAUGAGCGUAAUAUUGCUACGGUCAACUUCACCGCAACUCCGUGGAAAUUUACAUUGAGUGAAGAAGUCCUACAAAUGGAUAACGUGUCAAUAGUCCUAAAACACUUUAAGGACACCGAAAUAAGGGCCCGAUAUCGUGAUGGGGUAAUUGUUGAACUCUGUGUGCUCUACAAAACUAGUGGUGAGAGUGUCACAAAGAACAUCACCAGAGAUCCUGACAAAAACAGGAGAUAUGAGCUCGCUGCACAAAUAGGUGGUGUGAUCUGUGGGGCACUUUUCGUCGUCCUCAGCGUCAUAUCUGCGGCCUGCUAUUGGAGGGGAAUCAAGAGCAGUAGGAACGCACGCAAUGGUUCGAGCCCUGGAGUAGAUGAAGUCGAGCUACAAGAGAAACUGCCAAUGGCUGCUGGCCAAGAUUUGGUUUGACUGGUUUCUUCUGUGCUAGAUAUUGGCGUGGAGUCAACACCUGGCAACAACUAAAGGAAAAUACAUCGAGAAAGUGGAGUUUCUUCAAAAAAUUUUUAGAAUCAAUAUAUUAUAUAUUACUCUAAACACAUAAUAUAUACAGGAAGUCCUCGAUUUACGAACGAGUUCCGUUCCUAUGCUGGCGACGUAACACGAAUUUCCGCGUAAGGCGGAUUUCACCGUUACAGUCGAAAUUUAACUCGAAAUAUUUCGUAUAAAGAAACUAAAAUAAAUUAAAAUAAAAAAAUACGAUGCUGUACUUACCAUUACUGCUGAGAGGUGGGUGGAGAAGAAGGAGGGGAGGCUGUGAGGGCUAUAGCUGAGGAAGCAUGUGCAGGUUCUACUGGCCACUAUAGUGCUGGGGACAAAAUGGCGGACGAGGCACGGGCGUCGUAAAGUCGAAACGUCGUAGGUUGAGUACGUCGUAACUCGAGGACACAAUGCUUUCCAUGAUGUGUGCCAUGAGUACAUGUAUUAGGUAUGUGACUACAAUUUUCAAAAUACGUUUAUACCAAAAUAGACAUAACAUUGGAUAGAGGAGUUUUUCACAAAUAAAAUGUGCCCUGGUUUGUAAGAAUCGGAUAAGGAUUAAGGAUUUUAUGCCACUGUUUAUCUCCAAAAUUUGCCACGGUUUUCUCCCCAGAAAUCAAUUAUUAAAUUAUUCGGAAACUUGUGACCGAAACCUUGACGCUUUGGUAGAAAAAUGCCCGGAUGUUCGUCUUAUUCGUUGAGAUGGAAAUGUGACGUUUCAACAAGAUGGCAUCUGCUCGAGCCUUCUGAGCAUCUUACUUUGAUGGUCAAACUGAGAGCACCACGAUGGUCAGAUUGACUUCAAACUCAACAGAAAACAAGAAUAAUAAUAGUGAAUCACCUACAAAUAGUUUUCUAUCACCGCCAAAUCGUAUGAACGUGUACUUUUCUACGUCGAAAUCGAGGUACAUUUUCACAACCACAGAAAAUCCCAACCAAAUUGAAAAAUUCAAAAAUGAGGUGGUAAAGGGAUUUAUUAACAACGUAAUUUGAAAAUAAGUAUUACCUCGCGUGAAAUAAUGAGAUAACACAAUUUUGGUAGACCUACGCUAAAUUCACGUACCCCAUUUCCAGGAACGUUUUUCUGGAUUUAGUAACAUACCUACAUGUACGACCAAAACAUCUUAUACAGUACUUUAUAUACACUGCAAUUGUAGUGUUUUUAUAUAUUGUAUAAUAUCAUAUUUAGUGAGACAAGUGGUACUCUGAAUGCCUGUUAUGCCAACAGCGCACAAGAUAUUACUUUCUCUUAAUAAUAAUAAUAAUAAGUCACUGAUUGUGUAGUGGUACACUUGCCUGACUUUUGUGCAGGCAGCGUAGGUUCACCUCCCACUCAGUGACGGUGCGAAUGGUUGUCCGUGCGACUGACUGACGACCAGCUCAGGGUGUAGUCCGCCUUUCGCCCGAAGUCAGCUGGGAUAGUUUUAACGCAUUAUUAAUCAGUUUUCGUUUUGCUUUUUUAGGGCUGUCUUUGAUUUUGCAUGAUUGUUCAUUUGCUUUCUUUUACUUCUUUUUUUUGUUUCAAAUGAAGAGCUCUUUUCCAAAAUGCUACAAAUGCAUAAAGAUUUGUAGAAAAAUGACAUUGACCCAGACGAGCACUUUUUUUCUCUCGCUUUUUGCAAACAAUAAUUUGAUCCUGUUAAAAGAAUUAUUUGGCGCAGUCUGAACGUCUUCAACAAUAGCUAACUUAACCCAUAACAAUGUUGUUGAUUGUAAAUCAGUUUAUUAUUUUAUUACAAACACAGAAAAUAUUUAGUUUGGCUGAUCAGUCUGAUCUGGUGUCUAAUGCAUAUUGGAAUCGAGCGCUUGAAAUAUACAAUAUACUGUAUCCAUUUUUUCAAUAUUAUACUUCUAAUCAUUUUUGGCAAUGUGAUUGAGUUAAAUUUGUGAGUGCAAAAGGAAAGGUAAAAAUAAAUGUUAACUGCAAAUAAA